Molecule: messenger RNA, 741 nt
Organism: Fraxinus pennsylvanica
Lineage: Eukaryota; Viridiplantae; Streptophyta; Magnoliopsida; Lamiales; Oleaceae
Source: the annotation of a GenBank genome assembly
AUGAAAAUUCGGGUUUGCGAAUUGUGUAAUGGAGAUGCUGCAGUUUACUGUUCUUCAGAUUCUGCGUUUCUCUGCUGGAGCUGUGAUUCUAAGGUUCACCAGGCUAAUUUUCUCGUAGCUCGCCAUAUACGCCGGCAAGUUUGCUCGGAAUGCAAGGGGAUUAUCGGAGAAACCAUCGACGGCGUCGGUUUAUGUCGUUGUUUACCAGCAUCGGUGGGUGAUGAGUCUAAUGACCUAGUUUCGCUCUCAUCUUUAGAGUCUUCGAUUUGCGUUUCGAGCACUAUGGCAAAGAAAAAAGAAUACUCCAGUCGUCAGGAAACUUGUGGAUUUAACUCUUCUUCCUCCGGAAACGAAAGUUCCGGCGAGGUCACGUCAGAAAAUACUAUGAGAAUUCAAAGGGGAGCGUUGGACUUGAAGGUGAAGGGCAUUUUCAGCAAUUGGUGCUCGCGGCUUGAACUAAGCAGUGACGUUGCCGUACAGAUGGCUCGUUAUGCGCUGAGGAUAUGCUUGGAUCAUUGGAGGGUUUUGCCCUUCCGAGUUUGCCUGGCGGCUUCGAUGUGGCUCGGCUUGCGAUUCAAUGGGGCGCGAACUCGGCAAUCUUUGAAGCGACUGGAGGAAAUUUCUGGCGUGCCAGCUAAGCUUAUAGCUGCGGCAGAAUCGAAGCUUGAACGUUUGCUUAAAGCCAGAAGACAACAGCAUCGGCGCCAACAUCAGCUGGUAGAAGGCUGGGGUGAGUGUUAA